UUCACCGGCCCGCUGUUCUCUCAGUCUUGCAGAAUCGCGCGUGAAACGUUCCUGUUCCGAGAUGAAGCUAAGGUGGUUUGUCUGUCUGUCCGCAGCACUUGCAACAAUCCCCUGGACAGAAGGCGCCCAGCCGGACCGUGUCGUGUGCUAUUAUGAUAGUCGCUCUAGGCACAGGGAAGGCGUUGGGAAAGCAGAGGCUCCCGGGGACAUAGAGCCCUCGCUGUCCACCUGCACGCACCUCGUGUAUGGGUUUGCUGUUAUCGACGGUGCCAACUAUAAGUUGGUGCCCCUGGACGAAUACCAGGAGCUUGACUCCGGGAAGGGUUACUACCGAGCUGUGACGUCACUAAAGAAGCGAUACCCGGGGCUCAACAUUCUGUUGUCCGUUGGGGGUCUGGCUGACCCCGAAAAAGAAAAGUACCUUACCCUGCUGGAAAGUGAGGAUAAUCGCAAAAACUUUGUCAGUUCAGCACGAAUUCUACUGCGGCAGUACGCCUUUGACGGUUUGGAUCUUGCCUGGGAGUUCCCUGAGAUCUAUGUGAAGAAGGACCGUGGUACUCUGGGGUCUCUCUGGCAUGGUUUCAAGAAGACAUUUGGCUUUGCACAUAGCCACAAAGACGAGAAGGCAGAUGAGCACCGGGAUGGAUUCACAGCUCUUGUUAAGGAACUGAAGAAUUCGUUGAGACCAGAUGGUCUUCUGCUUACAGCAGCUGUUCUGCCCAAUGUGGAUACCUCAAUUUACUACAACUUGAAAGAUAUCGUGCCCAAUUUGGAUUUCAUCAGUGUUCUGGCAUUUAACUACACAACUCCAGAAAAGAAACCUGAAGAGGCAGAUUACCCUGCUGCCCUCUAUCAGGCUGGAGGGAGGGAUAUCAACCACACAGGAGAUGGCACAAUCCGAUGGUGGCUUGAGAAAGGUGUACCAGCUCACAAAGUCAUCUUUGGUAUUGGACCUUUUGGUGUAACCUGGAAACUGACAUCAGAAAGCAAGAUAUCUGGUGUGCCCCCCAUUGGGGCUGACGGUCCAGGAGAGGCAGGACCUCAGACCAAGACCCCAGGUCUGCUGUCAUAUCCUGAGGUGUGCAGUCUACUUCCCAACCCCAACUUCAAGUCAGCAUCAGCCCCUCAUCUGCUGCGUCGUGUCACUGACCCAUCCCACAAACUUGGCUCCUAUGCUUUCCGCCUGCCUGAUUCUAGCUCUGAUACUGGCCUGUGGGUGGCCUAUGAGGACCCUGAAACUGCUGGCUACAAGGGUGCAUAUGUUAAGAACAAGGGUUUGGGUGGUAUUGCCAUCUGGGACAUCUCUCUUGAUGACUUCAGGGGUGUCUGUAGUGGGGAGAAGUUUCCCAUUCUUAAAGCAGCUAAGAAUCACUUGUAGAUAACAUGUGACUUUUGAGCCUUUAAGUGUAUGAGAUAUGUUCAAUAGCAACCCUGUCAACAGCACUUGCCUGUGAUGUGCUAGGCUAGUUCAUCCAUAUCAAACACUAUGUACUGGAUACCUUCCUUCCACAGCUACUUUGGAGGAUGAAGCUUAUAUAAAUAUGUGCUACAAAAAAUUUGUUUCAGCAUCCUAGAAAGCACAUCCUGUCUCCUCUAUCAAGAACGCCCACAUAAAGGUGAUAGCUCUUUACAUUGGGAAACAGAACUCAUGAAUAUAAUUUAUGGGCAAAAUAGUUGAGUCAUUAACUAUUAAGGCAAAUAGUAUACAUAAUUACCACUGCUCUGUUGAGGAUUAAGCCAAUUGCAAAUAUCCUGCUCAUCAGCAUAUGGCUGUAUUUACUUUGGAGACCAUUUUCUAGGGACUGAAGAUAAGUAAAGUUCAGAUAUAAGGGGAUUCUCCCUUUAUUCUCCAUGUUAAGGACCUGUAGUUUCAUGACAAAGAACUUCCUGGUUCUAAACUGCUCAUAAUAUCUGCAUCAUGCUAUAAAUCUGACAGCUUACUGUAUCCAGAAAUUGGUUAUCGCACAUUGAUCAUGUUUACAUCCUUACUGGGAUUUCAUAUCCCACGAUCUCUAACCACAGUUGAUCUACAAUUAUUAAACACCAUAAGACUGGCCAUCCACUGUACUUUGUUGGUAGAGAAUGUAAGCUUUGGUAAUCAGCUUAAAUGCAGAGCUCUAAUUUCUACUGAAAUAGUCUGUAAAUGGUAUCAUAAUUUGGAGUUCAGAUCAGUGCAGAUGGAUAUUGUGUACUGCUUCAGUUAUAUACAAGGAACAGAAAUAUCUCCAAAACAAUAAAAGGUGUAGUACAAGAAGAAGAGAAUAAAGUGUUUCUUAACAUAGUGAUACCGUACAUUUCUAGAAUUUAUUUUAUAGACUUCAAGAAGUUUACUAAGGAGGGAAGCAUGUAAUUCUCAUGGAAUUCCAUAUAUAAACAUAGCUAGUCUAAUUAAAAUUUGUUAGAUGAAACUUAUAAACAAUUGUUUGAUGCA
Molecule: messenger RNA, 2431 nt
Organism: Cryptotermes secundus
Lineage: Eukaryota; Metazoa; Arthropoda; Insecta; Blattodea; Kalotermitidae
Gene: Idgf4
Product: chitinase-like protein EN03
Exons: 6
Coding region: 62-1378 (438 amino acids)
Biological process (GO): chitin catabolic process; carbohydrate metabolic process
Cellular component (GO): extracellular region
Molecular function (GO): chitin binding
Source: RefSeq, a predicted model, not a curated record